AUGCGGGAUGAGAAGCGACGACGUACCCGAGAUGAUGAAUGUGCAAAGCAAUCUUGGGAGAGCCGCGAGCGGGACCUCGAGUUGGAACGACCCUCACCCCCAGGUGCAAAGUCGCAAUACUCCGCCACUCCGACUGUUACCUCUAGCGGUUCAACCCCAUCUCGAUACAGUAGCCCACAUCAAGAUUCUGGUCAUCAGACAGAGAAGUCUUCGGGUAGUUAUGGCCACCCUCACUGUUUUCAUGCCUAUGGCCACGCCUCAUCUUGCCACCACUCGACCUCAAGAAAACCAGCCCCUCAGCAACAUCGAGGCAACGGCGCCGAGUCCGCGCUUAUGCGAGCCUCAAAAAAGGGCGAUUUGCUUACAGUGAAGAUGCUCAUAAAAGAAGGGGUCGACGUAAAUGAACAGGACGUUCACGGUGAGUUUUGUUACGUGCGCGUGUGCUUUUUGAUUAUCUUUUAUGCGUUCACUCCAGGUCGGACGGCGCUUCACGAGGGCAGUGUACAAAAUUUCUCCCACCUUGUGGGCUACCUUUUAAAGCACAACGCGAAUCCCAAUUUAAGGGCUAUUCCUCGGGGAGGUAACAGCACUAUGGGGAAUGGCAAUACACCCUUGCACGAAGCGGCUCGGGAAGGCCAUGUCCGCAUCAUUCGAGCACUGCUGCGUUACGGUGCCGAUCCGAAAAUCUGUAAUGCCAACGGCGACCGUCCCGUUGACUUGUGUCCCAACGAAGCCAGCCAAGCAAUUUUACGACAGGUGGGCCUAAUGUCUCCGCCUCUCGAUGCUCCCCACCUGAGUCGAGGUUCACUCAUCGAGGAACAUGUUGGUGGUUGUGUCAAACGACGAAGUAGCCCUGAGCACUCGAAUUCAAGUCCGGGAUAUGGGCAGUCCCAGCAACAUCGAGCAUCAAUCUCACCUCACUCACACACCCACCACCAUCAUCAUAGCCACAAACACCAUUCUCCCAAUGCAGUGCGUAGGAACACAAUGCCCAGUUCAACUCCCUCUGUCCUAGUUGGUGAGACCGCCAGCAACAUUCUUCAGCCUCCCAGGCCGGGCAAGUAUAUUUUUGAGAUCACUAAAAAGGACCCCUACGCUUUUGAUGAUGAGGAGGUAGAGCUUACACCCCAACUGAACCAGGAGAUUCCCUCGCAGGCACCCACAAACAACACCGCAUCAGGCUCCUCUUCACCACCGCACACGCAUCGUUUCAGUUCAACGUUCUUGCCUCCUGCUACCACAUCCUCCCUCCAUGUCAACACUGUAGGAGCAGAUCCUUCUCACUCUGGGCCUCCCUCUUCUGUUUCACCAAACACUUGUGGACCCCCACUCAAGUUACGCUUCGCCAUAGAAGCUGGUCACUACACUGUUAUGGAAAACCAAGAUAAUCAGAUGGACCAAGCCGCUGUCGCCGGCCUUGCUGCCGCUACAAUUGAUGUGACCCUCAAACAAGAGGACGAGCUUCUGGUCAGUAAGAAUGAACAAUCGGGACAGGGAACUUCCUAUCUGGCUGUUGAAACAAAUGUUGAGCGGAUUAAGGCUGAGUCUGGAGAACAUAAACCAAACGCCUGCUUGGGAGAGACGGACGAUCGAGAGAGCGAUGACGGACGUUCACCUAAGGUUCCCCCACUUCGCAUCAAACUUGGUAAUACUAGCCCUCCUUCACCGCCUUCCUCUUCACACCAAUCCACACUUUCCCUUCCGCUCGAAUUGAGCCAAGCUGGACUUGACAACGCACUUUCUACCAGGAGUCCCAAUGAUACGGCUGAUGGAGCCGAAAAAGCGCACGAUAAUGGAAGUGACCCUCAUGCUACAACAUCGCAGUUGUCGUGUAUUGUUGAUUCCACCGAGGUGGUCGACGGAAAAGAACACGAAACAUGCGGUGAAGCGUCAAAGGGAGAACAGGAAGAGUCAUGUGCGAUGGAGGACACAGACGAAGGGGAUCGGAAGUGGGGAGAUGCGUUGUUUGCAGCCUCCCAUCAAACCAGACGAGGUGGUGGAAAGCUUUCUAAGGUCACAUCGUCAACUUCGUUAAGCGCGGUGAAAUCCACGAACGAGUCACUUACGAGAAAACACGUUCCGGACUCGAAUGAAGCAAGGGUGAAGGAUAAUAGUGAGGUGAAACCGGACGAAACACCGAAAACCCGAAGUUCUCGAACACUGCGCUCUCAUACCGCGGCCCAACGUGAAAGGGAGGAACGAGAAAAACGGGGUGACGCUUAUCUCUUCACGAAUCUUACAACGAAUACUUAUCUGAUUUUCUCACUUUUGACUUGUCCAGCCGACGUAACUCCUUUGAAGAAACGUAAAUAUCGCACAAAGGGACCAAGUGGAAAUGGAGCCGGUGGUACCUGUAGUGGUGCUGAGAGUAAUAGCAACAACGAUCACCGCACGGACGAAACAGACGCUGGCAAAUUCACCGACCAUGAAGACACCACCACUAACGAAAUCUCUCUCCGACCCAAUUCCACUGCCUCAACAAUCACAGGCGACAAUAACGCUGGGGAUGAGGAACAAAUUAUGAGCGACAGUGGCGGGGCUAAUGUGUCACUGUCUAUGUCCGGCCCAGCGGCACAAGACAAUGGUAGUAAGCCGACUCGCGUCUUCGAUGACCCAAGUAAACUAAGUGUAGCUGGUUGGGGCGAAAAUCCCUACGAGAAGGCCUCAGAACUUAAUCGAGGGUUGACCGAAUUGAUUGGCAAGUUAGUGGAACUGCAACCAAAGGAACCGACAGGUUACCAGGACUAUCUUCUCGUAACACGAGGCUACCUUCUUGCUGACCGUAUUCCCCAGCACCAGGGCCGGCGCCCCUGUCCGUCUGGACUUCCUGCUCCGUUAGCUGAAUUGUACGAGGAGCAAGAAGAAGAACGCUACGCACAAACACUCAAACACCAGUCAGAAAGAGAGCAGCUUAGACUCUGCGCCGAGCAAUCUGUGCUGAGGGCUCAGACGAGGGCGACAAUCGCCUUAGCCAACCAACCACGGCCUCUUUCGUUUUGUUCUGUUAUGGCAUUCAAGGGCUUCACCUACUUGCCUCCAUUCAAGGAUCCUGAACAUCGGGCAAGUAUAUUAAUAAACCAUGGUCCCUACUCUUGUCUCUUUGCGGCCACCUUAAUGGCUCAACAUGGGCUGACUCCCUGUCUCUUCCUUUUUCAGGAUGAAGAGAACGUGCGAGACCGUUUCAAAGCACGAACUCUUAUUGGUUGGCUCCAAGACAUCAAAGAUAACUUCCAUCUUGAAAAGGCAAGUAAUUUGACAAUCAAGAAGCUUCUUUGUCGCCAGCUGCAUGAGGCCGAAUCGCUAAUGAUGGUGCAAAAACUGGACUGGGAGGUAAAGCUGAAAGAGCUGCACGUGUACGACUACCGGGCUAAUGUCUUUGACAAAAUACCCAGUCAGCAUGUGCCUCUCAUCGAGGUGCCCAGUGACUUCCCACUCUUUGUGCACGACCCCAUCCAACGGCCACCUUGA
Molecule: messenger RNA, 3468 nt
Organism: Mesocestoides corti
Lineage: Eukaryota; Metazoa; Platyhelminthes; Cestoda; Cyclophyllidea; Mesocestoididae
Source: the annotation of a GenBank genome assembly